AUGUUACGAUACGGUGCUGGGACACGAUAUCCCUCACGACGUUUGCUAUCCCUGCGACAAACAUUAAGAGUGAUACCCCAACGUCGAUCGUGGUCAGAUGAUCCUACGUUUCGUCCACCUCCCAUCUCUUCCCGAAUUCGACCCAUAAUCCCAUUCCUGAUCUAUUGGACAUUCGUCACCUCCCUUGCUCUGAACCUAUUAAAAAUCCGCAAACGCGCAGAGGAAGACAACGACAGGUAUCAAGCUCGAAUAUCAGUAUUACAGGGCGUCAUCAGAGGACUGGAGGAAGGACGAGUGGACGAAGAAGAGAUGAGGCGAGAUUUGGAGAUGGUCGGACUGAGAGAUAGACGUGGUAAAGAAGUCGUGGGAGACCUGGGCAUCGUAAGACCUCUGAGUUGGAGAGAGGCUCUGUUCGGACUCUCUAAGGGGAAGGAUACGUCGGUGCAUGAAGGAGAUGCGGAAACGUCUCUGCAAGAAUGGCUAGAAGCUGUAGGAAGCUCUCCCUCGACCACUUCUCAUCCGUCCCCUCCUCUUUUCGAAGGUCGUGCUGGUCCAGACAACUCGGGUGGGACCCGAAGGGCGCCUUCAUCUCGAGUCUACCUAUGA
Molecule: messenger RNA, 606 nt
Organism: Tremella mesenterica DSM 1558
Lineage: Eukaryota; Fungi; Basidiomycota; Tremellomycetes; Tremellales; Tremellaceae
Exons: 2
Coding region: 1-606 (201 amino acids)
Source: RefSeq, a predicted model, not a curated record